GCCGCCUCGCGCGGGUGACGAUGCCGCGGGCAAUGAGUGGCAAUGAGGAGGACUGGCUGGCUCUCAGACCCCAGGAACCUUCUCCAUCCCAGUGCUGCGGCGGCGGCUGCAAACCCUGCAUCUACGACCUGUACGAGAAGGAGCUUGCACAAUGGGAGAGGGCCAAAGCAAAGCAAGACAGAAGCCUUCUCACAGAAAAGAGGGAGCAGGUCGAUUUACCUCCAUCGCAUCCUGGAGCCUGUGCUUUGAUGAGCAGUAAUUCAGUGCUGAAUCCAGAUACAUUCACUGCAUUCAGCGUGAGCUCGGUGGAGCAGCUGACAGAGGACACCUACCAGUACAAAUUUGAAUUACCGGGAAACAGCAGCUUGCAAUUGAGUUUAGGACAACAUAUCGUGUUAAGGGGAAUAGUGAAUGGUUUGGAGGUCCAGCGAGCCUAUACUCCGAUCAGCCCUGGGAAUGCAGAAGGUUACUUUGAAGUUCUAAUUAAAUGCUAUGAAGCUGGGCUGAUGUCACAAUACAUAAAAACAUGGAAAAAAGGAGACGUGGUCUUUUGGCGUGGGCCAUUCGGAGGGUUCCCAUACCGACCUAAUAAGGGACUUCCUGGGUUACUGUACAGUGCUACGGCGUUAGCAGUCAGCUGGAGCAUGUGCACCUUAUUGAACUGCAGAAUAUUUAAGGAGGAAGAGGAGAGGGAGCAUGGAGAACUCCUCAUGCUGGCUUCUGGCACCGGCCUUGCACCAAUGCUUCCCAUCCUCCAGUCCAUAACAGAUGAUGAAGAGGAUGAAACCUUUGUAACUCUUGUUGGCUGCUUCCCUACCUUUGACAAAAUUUAUCUGAAACCUCUUCUGCAGGAUCUGGCUCGAUACUGGAACAUCAGAAUAUUUUAUGUCCUAAGCCAGGAAACUUCAUUGGAAAAACUUCCUUGGAGCUAUCAAGAAAACACUUAUACUGGUCGUCUCAAUGAAGACUUGAUGAAGACAAUAAUAAAUUCCUGUCGAAGAAGGCCAUUUGUAUUAAUCUGUGGAUCUUCUGCAUUCAAUGAAGAUAUGACUAGAUACUUGAAAGCUGCAGGAAUUGAAGAAAAUUCCUGUUUUAUCUUUUAGCUGGAUAUUCCUGACCUCAGGAACCUUGGGCCGAAUGUUGGAUGUCGUUGUUUCUCUGCAGACAUUGCACAAAAUGGGUCAGCUCUGUAGACUGACUUCCUUGGACAUCCACCUUCAUAGGCCUUUGGAUUGACUAUUUGUCUCCAGUAUGAGUCUCAUUAUUGAGUGUUUUAAGGAAUGGGUGCCAUUCCAGAGUGGCUGCUACAAGGUGUGCCACCCACACCUCAGGGUACAGUGUGGUAAUUUUAAUGGAAGUCUUCAAGUGCAAUUUUAAGAGAGAGAUCUCCUAAGGGAGGGGGUACUAAAAAUCACCUAUGUACAGCUCUGCUCUAAAAUGAGGACCAGUGACUUGCAUUGCAGUCCAUGUUACUCUGCAGUGGUAUUGUCCCCUCUUAGGUGUCCAGAGGAGAGAUGUCAUCCUCAGGGAGAAGACUGCCUGGCCAAGGGCAGAGUACUAGCCUGGCAGUGUGGAGUCUGUGGGCUUCAUUUUGGUUCUGUCAUGUGCUGGGUGAUGUCAGGCAAGUCACUCCAACCUCUCUGUGCCUCAGUUGCCCCAUUAUACACCAAUACAGAGAAGGUGGCACUGCUUUUCUCUCAAAAGCCUUUCCAACCAUAUAUGGGAAAACUGUCCACAGGGAUGGAUAGUGAUGCCCAGUGAGGACUUAGCAGGCUAAGCUCCUGCUCUGGCAUAGCCUGCAUUACCUGCCCUGUCCUUAACCCUUGAAAUGCUGACUGGGAAGACAAAGAGUGUCCUAAAACUGAGAACACAGCUAGGUUGUGGCUGCUAUCUGUCAGGGAGGAUGGUUGUUUGCUUUCCGUGUCCCCUAAGUGUUGUGCCAUAGCCCUGGCUCAUUAAAUUGAACCUCUCUUCAAAUAAA
Messenger RNA from Empidonax traillii (willow flycatcher), 1981 nucleotides. RefSeq names its product NADH-cytochrome b5 reductase-like (gene CYB5R5). The transcript has 8 exons. The record is from RefSeq and is a predicted model, not a curated record. Lineage: Eukaryota; Metazoa; Chordata; Aves; Passeriformes; Tyrannidae. The coding region runs from base 21 to 1103 and encodes 360 amino acids. Gene Ontology annotation, molecular function: oxidoreductase activity.